AUGUUCACCCAGCUCGUCAAGCUGUACCACCCUGAUCUGUCUGGCGCAGAUUCAAGGGCCAGCAACAUUCCUGAGCUGGUGCGUCUAGAACGAUACCGGCUCGUCAUCGCGGCUCAUAACCUGCUUAGCGACCCGCGCAGUCGUCGAUUGUACGAAUCGAGUAAUCAAGACUGGUGCAGCCCUAAGAAUUCGUGGAACAGCGAGGCAUGUCACCAUUCCAGGUCGCAUUCUCAAGGCCACGAGACACAGUCCUCCUCUUCUCCGAGUCCCAUGCGUCAACGGCCCAUAUAUACGUCGAAUGUCACCUUUGCCAUGUUGUUAUUCGCUCUGAGCAUGCUCGGGGCGGCUUUACAGAUGAAGAGACUAGCUUCCAGUCGGCGUGAUGGUAAGACGCUGGAAGUAUUUCUGCAGGAAGCUAUUCAGGAGGAAGUUCAGGCUUGGGCGUCCGUGUUGCAGGGCCAGUCGAAGGAUGACCGCAUUCUUGCGUUUCUUGCUCGACGGCAUGGUGUGCCUCAUCAGCUACAGAGUUGGGUUACAGCUCAUGGCUGCCAGAGCUGA
This is a messenger RNA of Pochonia chlamydosporia 170, 558 nucleotides long. RefSeq names its product Hsp40 co-chaperone Jid1. The transcript has a single exon. The coding region runs from base 1 to 558 and encodes 185 amino acids. NCBI's taxonomy places the organism in Eukaryota, Fungi, Ascomycota, Sordariomycetes, Hypocreales, Clavicipitaceae. The record is from RefSeq and is a predicted model, not a curated record.